Molecule: messenger RNA, 294 nt
Organism: Fomitopsis serialis
Lineage: Eukaryota; Fungi; Basidiomycota; Agaricomycetes; Polyporales; Fomitopsidaceae
Exons: 2
Source: RefSeq, a predicted model, not a curated record
AUGUCUGCACCUUUGAUCACACGAAAAGCAUGUGUACGAUGUGGAGAGACUAUGAAUACACCCAUCAAGUUCCUUAUCGAGUGCUGCAAGUGUCAACGCGUUUGGCAUCACCCAUGCCACAUCCCACCUAUCUCCGAAGCAGAGAUUCUGCGUCGUAUCGAGGCCGACGAACAAGGCCAGUCUGCAGACGGACUUGACACUUGGGUCUGUAAACGAUGUUCGAAACAAUUGGCGUCCAGAAAAGAGGUAUCUAGUGCGCUUGUGACAUCUGCAGAAGUCGUGGAGGUUGCAUCC